Capsicum annuum is the source of this 1937-nucleotide messenger RNA. RefSeq names its product probable fructokinase-7. Gene Ontology annotation, cellular component: cytosol. Gene Ontology annotation, molecular function: fructokinase activity. Bases 343 to 1386 code for a protein of 347 amino acids. Lineage: Eukaryota; Viridiplantae; Streptophyta; Magnoliopsida; Solanales; Solanaceae. The record is from RefSeq and is a predicted model, not a curated record. The transcript has 7 exons. Gene Ontology annotation, biological process: fructose metabolic process.
UAAUUUCGAACCUUUUGACGCAAUAUUGAGAAGCAGACAUUUGAGAAUAUUCAGAGCCCCGGUACAAGAAAUUUGAGAUGCAUUACAUGCCGUGUCAUGUCAGCAAAAGUAGUAAAAAGGGUGGCAAAAAAGAGGAGAUUUAUAGCAAUUUGUUGAUUUUACUUUCUUGUCAACUUCAUAAACCCCUCUCCCAAGUCGGCUCUCUUUCAAGAUUCCCCUAUUCCCAUUAGAUCAUAAUUCCCUUUCUUAGCUCUCUCUCUCUCUCUUAACUCGAGUGUGAGCUCUUUGUGAUAAAUCCAAAGACCCCACUUUUUAGCACUUUGUAAUUUCAUCUUUGACAAUAUGGCUGACGAAUCCAUUUCAGGCAAUUUGAAAGACCUUUGUUUGAAUAGAAAUGGUGUGGCAUCAAAUAAUUCUCAUUUAGUUGUUUGCUUUGGAGAGAUGCUCAUUGACUUCAUCCCAACCGUUGGUGGAGUUUCACUUGCUGAAGCUCCUGCCUUCGAAAAAGCUCCAGGUGGUGCACCUGCUAAUGUUGCUGUGUGUGUCUCGAAGUUAGGGGGUUCAUCUGCUUUUAUUGGAAAGGUCGGUGAUGAUGAGUUCGGCCGUAUGUUGGCUGACAUUUUGAAGCAACAUAAUGUUGACAACUCCGGCAUGCGAUUUGACCAUGAUGCAAGGACUGCACUAGCCUUUGUUACACUCACAGCUGAAGGUGAGAGGGAGUUCGUGUUUUUCCGCAAUCCUAGUGCUGAUAUGCUUCUUCAGGAGUCAGAACUCGACGUAAAUCUUAUUAAAAAGGCAACCAUCUUCCAUUAUGGUUCGAUUAGUUUGAUCGAUGAACCCUGUAGGUCGACACACCUUGCUGCAAUGGACAUUGCCAAAAGAUCAGGUAGCAUACUCUCAUAUGAUCCAAACCUGAGACUGCCUUUAUGGCCUUCAGAAGAUGCUGCUCGAAGUGGAAUAAUGAGUGUAUGGAACCUAGCAGAUAUUAUUAAGAUAAGUGAGGAUGAAAUUUCAUUCUUGACUGGAGCUGAUGAUCCAAAUGAUGAUGAGGUGGUAUUGAAGAGGCUUUUCCAUCCUAAUUUGAAGCUUUUGCUUGUAACUGAAGGUUCAGCUGGUUGCAGAUAUUACACCAAGGAAUUCAAGGGAAGAGUAAGUUCCAUUAAGGUAAAAGCUGUUGAUACAACUGGUGCUGGUGAUGCAUUUACCGGUGGAAUUCUCAAGUGUCUAGCUUCUGAUACUGAUCUUUAUCAGGAUGAGAAGCGGUUAAGGGAGGCUAUCUUUUUCGCUAAUGUUUGUGCUGCCCUGACAGUGACUGGAAGAGGUGGAAUCCCUUCCCUUCCUACACAAGAUGCAGUUCAAAGAACCCUCACCGAGGUCGCUACAUGAGAAAGCCGAACAAGUUUUGUUCUCGUCAUGUUGUAUCUGCAUUAUUCUAGAUUUAUUUUCACACUGGUCGAUUCAUUUUCUUUACGUCUCUGGCAUCUGGUGGUUAGUUUUCCUCCCUUUGGAAAGAAGUUACAGUCAAAGAGACAUUUAAGAGAUGCAAGAAAAAUAGUGUACCGUCUUCUGUCAGUCAUACAAGUAAAUGCUGGGAAGCCUUUGUUUGCUUUGUCGAAUUUGUACAAGCUAUACAUAUCUGAUCCUUGUUAUGGAUCCCAUCAGAAGCCAAGAUAGAGAAGAGAAGGUUAGUAUUGGAUAUUGAGAUUAACUGCGUGUAGAGAGGCCGGAAAAACAAAGUGUACAUGCAUUUGACGACUUUCCAGCGUUUGUUGUUUAAUCGUGGUUAGUGGUUACCACUGUACUAGAAUGCCAUAUGUUUCCUUUUCAAGUGCCUAUUUUUUGUUUCCUUUAAAAGUGUCUGUAUCAGCAGCUGACAUCAUGAGAGGGCAACUUCAUUGAAUUGUGAGAGGUAAAUGGGGAAUUUAUCUUAAUUUGAA